CACGGUAAUCCCGGCGAGUUGGCAUGCUUUGGAUUCAGACAAAAAUUCGACCAGUUCUUUGGCGAGAAGCCGGUAAAGGGUACUCCGCAGGGCGUGGCAGAGGAGGCCUUAUGUUCACUUCUCGCCCCGCCUGGACCCGUCGUUUUGCCUCCCUUCUCCCUGUCCUCGUUCCCGUCCUCGCCCUCGCUAUCGUGUCCCCCAAGGCUGCGUGCUCUCGUCUACGCCCUCUUUGCCUUUCUCCUUCUCCUUCUCGAUCUCCCUUUCUUUGCUCUAAAUCGUAUCACUUCUCUGGGCUGCCUUCCUCACUCGCCUAACUGGAUCGGACAAACCAGCCAGCCUUCUGAGAAGAUGAAGAAAAACCGACCAUGCGUCGGGAUCGCUGGAGGAGUCGGCUGGCACGUAGUCGAUGGCUUGGCAACCCGUUGCUCGGGCUCCGCGGAUCACUUGGUACUGUUUGAUCCGCUUCGGGUCGUGCAGACGCGAUACGCAAAACGAGACAGCUCGACUCCACCCUCAUGCCGCCUCAGAGAUCAGAUAAAUUGGUCCCUCGAACAAGACAAUCAAGCUGCCAUGACGACGUCAGGCCUCUUCAACAUAACCCUUGCUGUGCCUUCUGCCGUUAGUGACAUGUCCCUUGCCAAUCUCGGAAUCACGCUUUUGGUACCAUCUUGCCUGACAUACGGCGUCUUGUUUGGUCUUUUUCCUAUUCCCUACAAUCCAGGCUAUUCCGAGGAGGAGCGCGUGAUUUGCGCGUCCCGGCUCGUCCAGAGGAUUUGCGAUUUGGUGAUCGGCCAAAUGGCCGAGGAGAACUCGAUCUGCGCCAAGAUGGAAGAGGAGAUCGAGAGCCUGCGACGUCAAGUGGCUGUUAGCCUGGCCGGCCUCGGUCUUCCGCCUUUCCUGCCCGAUCGCGGACUCAGCAUUUGUCGUCUCAAACAGGUCCGUCUAUCCACCUAA
Molecule: messenger RNA, 954 nt
Organism: Protopolystoma xenopodis
Lineage: Eukaryota; Metazoa; Platyhelminthes; Monogenea; Polystomatidea; Polystomatidae
Source: the annotation of a GenBank genome assembly